AUUGCAAGUCUGGCUAAUCGGUGGUGGGCCGGGACGGUGGGCUUGCCGGGGAUCGACCUGCCGGCGAGUUGCUCACCUGCACUUACCAAACAGGUUGUUUCAGUUAGCGAAUUGGAAAGCAAUGGAAAAAGCAGUAAUAAUGGAGAUAUUAAUGAAGAUGGAGAUGAGGCUAAAGAGGGAGCAGUUGAAGUUGGGACGACGAAGCGGCCGAGAGGGCGGCCGGCGGGGUCCAAGAACAAGCCGAAACCGCCGGUGUUGGUGGCCCGCGACAGCCCCAACGCCAUCCGGAGCCACGUCAUGGAGGUGGCCGCCGGCGGCGACGUGGCGGAGAGCAUAGCUCAGUUUGCAAGGCGACACCAGAGAGGUGUUUGCGUGCUGAGCGCUAACGGCUCCGUCGCCAAUGUAACCCUAAGACAGCCGGUUCGAGCUUUGGUGCUUCAGGGCCGGUUCGAGCUUUUGUCCUUGACCGGAGCAUUCUUGCCCGGUCCGGCUCCCCAGGCGGCCAACGGGCUCACCGUCUACCUCGCCGGCGCCCAGGGACAGGUGUUGGGCGGAAGCGUGGUGGGACCCUUGGUGGCUGUGGGGCCAGUUAUGGUCAUAGCUGCCAGCUUCACUAACGCAACUUACGAAAGAUUGCCAGUACCGGAGGAAGAAGAUGAUCACGGCGGCGGAAGAACGGCGGCGCAAAUUCUCGGCGGCGGCUCGCCGCCUCCCCCGGCGGCACAGAUGCCAAUAAUCCCUUCAUCAAUGUCGCCUCUUUACAAUCUAACACCAAAUAAUGGAGCACAUUUGAGUGGCGAUGCAUAUGUUUGGGGGAAUCCCAGGCCACAGUUUUAAGAUGAU
Messenger RNA from Ipomoea nil (Japanese morning glory), 843 nucleotides. Its product is annotated as AT-hook motif nuclear-localized protein 19-like. The transcript has a single exon. The annotation marks the transcript as partial. Gene Ontology annotation, molecular function: minor groove of adenine-thymine-rich DNA binding; DNA-binding transcription factor activity. The record is from RefSeq and is a predicted model, not a curated record. Gene Ontology annotation, cellular component: nucleus. Lineage: Eukaryota; Viridiplantae; Streptophyta; Magnoliopsida; Solanales; Convolvulaceae.